AUGCCAGGUGAGCAAACAGACGUCAGAUAUAAAACGACCUCCGUCAGGAGAGCUCCACACUUCCAACUCUGGCUUCGAAGGAGAAGAGAAAUGGGAUCCUACACCUUCUGCUGGGUGGCUGCCAUCCUCAUCCUGGGGGCUCGAGCCUACUUACCCGUCAACUACAAGUGCGGGGUGCAGCCCAAGUCCAGAGACGAAUGUGGAUAUCCUGGAAUUACAGCAGAUGAGUGCGGAAAGACCGGGUGCUGCUUCGACGACUCCGUGCCUGAUGCCAUCUGGUGUUAUACUCCAUGGAAAUUUGAAGCCACAAAAUGUAAUCCAUCCAGACCCAAAUCCAGACUAGACUGCGGAUAUCCAGGAAUCUCCGAGAAAGACUGCACAGACCGUGGAUGCUGUUUCGACUCUGCCAUUCACCGAGAUGUACGGUGCUACCUGCCCAAAACACAAGCAAGAGAGGCCGGACCUGGACGGAGGUAA
Molecule: messenger RNA, 477 nt
Organism: Bufo gargarizans (Asiatic toad)
Lineage: Eukaryota; Metazoa; Chordata; Amphibia; Anura; Bufonidae
Product: putative gastrointestinal growth factor xP4
Exons: 3
Coding region: 1-477 (158 amino acids)
Biological process (GO): maintenance of gastrointestinal epithelium
Source: RefSeq, a predicted model, not a curated record